Messenger RNA from Entamoeba invadens IP1, 1551 nucleotides. RefSeq lists its product as hypothetical. The record is from RefSeq and is a predicted model, not a curated record. The transcript has a single exon. Lineage: Eukaryota; Evosea; Mastigamoebida; Endamoebidae. Bases 1 to 1551 code for a protein of 516 amino acids.
AUGAUUUUGUUUCUUGUCGUGCUAUGUGUGUUAGUUAAGUCCCAACAAUGUACUAAAACAAAAGUCGAAGUAGUCCGAGAAAUUUCAAAACAAAUAUUUGAGUCGAAGUAUAUUCCAAUAACACAAAAUACUGGAUGUGGUGAUCCAACCGUUGUUCGUGCGACGUGGUUUUCAAUUCACAACAAAACGCCGACGAGACUGAAACUUUCUCUACAGUUUUACAAUGAACACCGAAUAGAGAGGAAUGGCACUUUGACUGUUUCAGUGCUUUCAAGUUGUAAUGGGAAAAAUUCACGGUGUAUUGAACAUGUGUCUACUGGUACCCAAUUAAUUAUGUUGUCGUUUGUCAUCUCAUCAAACGAGAUGGUUUUUGUGAAUUACUACGGACUCAUUGGUGGAAAGGAUAUGAAAGAAAGCGAGUGGGUUAGACUCACUUCAACGCCAAAUUUGACUUCUAAGCAAAAUGAUGAAUUCCACGUGAACACUCACCACCUCAAUGAAACACUUGAAAAGGCAAACUCUGCGAUUCAACGAGCACAACUGACACUAGCAGAAGUCGAGAAGUCACAACAAAUUAACAGAGCCAACUUUGAAGCUGCUAAAGUUGCGCAUCGCGUGAUGCAAAAGAAAAUGUCACCGAUGGAAUUUGUGCAGCACGAAGAGAGGACACUGAAUGACUCUCAUCCUAAACUGACACAGCCACCAACAAAAGUCGAAUUGGUACCACGAAGUAAAAUUGUUCAAAUCAACAAAGGAGAUGUCGUUGUCCAACAAAAAUUGCACUUCACUGAAUUACUCUCAGUUGAGCUGUUACCACUUUCAAAGGACUUGUGCUCCAAAAGAAACAAAGAAAACAAAGCGAAGUACUUUGCCGUCGAAAUACCCGCCUGUAAAAAACUACGGGUCAACACGUGCAACAAAAAGACGACUGCACGUGUGACUAUACACAUCACGCAAGGGAAUCAGUGUAAACAUGUGAUGAAGUACAAGUGCAACUAUCGGUCGGGGGAAGUUGUCAUGUAUAAUCCAAAGAGUGACAAACCAGAGAGUGUCAUAGUGAGAGUAGCGUCGGACAAUAACGUCGGAUUUGUCUUUGUUAAAAUUGAUGUGUUGGAUGUCAAGAAGGUGAACACUAAGCAAGGGACCGCAUUUAAAGUAGUUACCAUAGAAAAGCAGACAAAGUGUAAAAAUUGCACGAAAGAAAUGCAAAGGAGUAACACUAAUAUGACCACAACAAACACGUCUGCAAACGUUACACAAAACAAAGGAAGUCAAGUCAAAAAAGUCGUUUUGAGGACAAAACAAAUCGACUGGAGUAAAAAUGCGAACGGAAACAUUUCAGAGCCGAAACAAUCAAUUACGUCUUCAAAAACUAUCACUAAACAAAACAAAGCUAAAGACGACAAACAAAAUUCAGUGUUGGACCGAUUCGGGGCAAAGGGGAUAAUGAUUUGUUUACUUGUGGUCACCGCAUGUGGACUCGUUGUCAUAUUUGGAAUGAUCAUCGCAAAAUUUGCAAAGAAAAAGACUGGAGAAUACACACCCUUUUAA